Molecule: messenger RNA, 615 nt
Organism: Penicillium verrucosum
Lineage: Eukaryota; Fungi; Ascomycota; Eurotiomycetes; Eurotiales; Aspergillaceae
Product: GrpB family protein
Exons: 1
Coding region: 1-615 (204 amino acids)
Source: RefSeq, a predicted model, not a curated record
AUGCCCGCUACAGUUGCGCAGAUUCUCGCGCAUUACGAGUACAAACCGGAGCAAGUAGAGCGGGUAGCCCAACGAACAAUACAACCUCCCAUUACCAUAGUUGGGCCCAACCCAGAAUGGCCGAAACGGUUCGAAGAAGUCAAAGCCCGGAUCCAAAAAGCCCUUGGUCCCUUGGUCCUGGACGUCGCUCAUUCCGGCUCUACCGGUGUCCCUGGCCUACCAGCCAAGGACAUUAUCGAUGUCGAUCUGACAAUCAAAGACGCUACGGAUGAAGAUUCCUACGUGAAGCCUCUAGAAGACGCAGGGUUUCGGUUCACCUUGCGCGAACCGUUAUGGCACCAGCACCGGUUCUUCGUGGAGGAUUGGCCUGGAGCCUACCAUGUCAAUAUGCACGUGUGGGGCCCUGACUCACCCGAAGCUGCCCGUCAUCGUAUCUUUCGUGAUUGGCUACUUAAAACACCGUCGGAUCUGGAACUAUAUGCCAAAGUGAAACGCCAAGCUGCGGAACAAGCCGCUAUAGCUGGAGAUUCGAUGAUGGAUUAUACCUUACGGAAAGAUGAAACGAUUCAUGAGAUCCUAGCACGAGCGUUCCGUGAUUUAGGCUAUAUUGAAUGA